AUGCGGCUCAAAGUUCGGUCGAACGUGCGUCAACCGGCCAUCGCCAUUGCGGGGUUGGCUUGCGAGACCUCGACGUUUUCUCCGGCCCGAACCGAAGCAGCUGCCUUCCAUCCCCGUCGCGCACACGAGAUCAUCGAGGAGUAUUCCUUCUUCUUGGGCGCAGACACAGAUCUUGGACAAGCGGCCACAUGGCAUGGGGCGCUCAUCGGCCAUGCCUUACCAGGUGGGGUUGUAACGCGGGAUGCCUUUGAAGAACUGGCCGGGGAGCUAUUGACUCGACUCGCUGAUAUUCAUGCGGCGACUACGCUAGACGGACUGUGGUUGGACAUCCAUGGAGCAAUGUGCGUCGAAGGGUUGGUAGACGUCGAGGCAGAGCUUCUACGUCGGAUUCGACAGGUGAUCGGGCGGAGGGUGAUGGUGUCUGCGUCCAUGGACCUGCACGGGAACGUCUCUCCAGAGUUGGCGCACCAAGUCGACCUCAUCACAUGCUUUCGUACGGCUCCUCAUGAAGAUGAGAUGGAGACCAAACAACGAGCAUGCUGGAAUUUGGUCACGUUGUUGUCGACGAGGGAUGAUGAAGAUGGUCAUCACAACACCCAUCUUCGCCCGCUGAAAGCGUGGUGUGAGAUUCCCAUCCUACUACCCGGAGAGCAAACGUCAACUCGAGAAGAGCCCGCCAGGAGCUUGUAUCACCAGCUGCCCAUGGUUGAGGCGCUGCCGUCGGUAAUAGAUGCCGCCAUCUGGGUGGGCUACGCAUGGGCUGACGAGCCGCGCAACCACGCCGUCGUGAUGGUGACAGGCUGGGAUGCGCAAAUUGUGCUAGAGCAAGCAGAGCAAUUGGCUCGACGGUUCUGGGACGCUCGGAAACAGUUUCAUUUCGUCGCUCCCACGGGCACAUUGACCGAGUGUCUUGCAGCGGGUCUCAAGUCUCAUCGGCGCCCCUUUUUCAUUUCAGACUCUGGCGACAAUCCGACCGCCGGAGGCGCUGGCGACGUAACUUGGACUCUGGCUCGUAUUUUAGCGCACCCAGAGUUUCAAAAUCCAGAUGAAGGGCCUUCGGUCAUCUACGCGAGUCUUCCAGCCCGCCAUGCGGCCGAAACUAUUGCGCGUGCGGGUGUCGGAGCCACCGUGACCGUUGUCGCGGGCGCCGAGAUUGACCACGUUCAUCAAGGGCCAAUCACCAUGACCGGUUUGGUCCAUUCCGUUCGACACGGGGAUCGAGAUGCAGUGAUCGAAUGCGUUCUUCAAAUCGGCAGUGUGUUUGUCAUCAUCACCAAGCUACGAAAACCGUACCACCACGAGUCGGAUUUUGUGCAAUUGAACCUACAUCCUCGCUCGGCGGACUUGGUCGUUGUGAAAAUCGGGUAUCUCGAGCCUGAGCUGUUUGACAUGGCUGCGGAUUGGAGACUGGCACUCACUCCAGGCGGCGUCGAUCAGGACCUGCAGCGACUUGGACACAGUCGAAUUCAUCGGCCCAUGUGGCCCUUGGAUCGCAAUUUUGCUCAUCCUCCUAAUCUCACAGCUCGAAUGAUCCCGCCAUCUGACCGGCCAUUCUCUACGGAUCACUCGCCAGAUCACACUCGCCGCAUUGGCGAAUCUGACGGGCGUUAA
Messenger RNA from Penicillium oxalicum, 1611 nucleotides. Its product is annotated as M81 family metallopeptidase. The record is from RefSeq and is a predicted model, not a curated record. The transcript has a single exon. Bases 1 to 1611 code for a protein of 536 amino acids. Lineage: Eukaryota; Fungi; Ascomycota; Eurotiomycetes; Eurotiales; Aspergillaceae.